Messenger RNA from Balaenoptera ricei (Rice's whale), 687 nucleotides. It is a transcript of the gene DYNLT2B, whose product is annotated as dynein light chain Tctex-type 2B. Gene Ontology annotation, molecular function: dynein intermediate chain binding. The transcript has 6 exons. The record is from RefSeq and is a predicted model, not a curated record. Gene Ontology annotation, biological process: microtubule-based movement. Gene Ontology annotation, cellular component: cytoplasm; cytoplasmic dynein complex. Lineage: Eukaryota; Metazoa; Chordata; Mammalia; Artiodactyla; Balaenopteridae. Bases 117 to 545 code for a protein of 142 amino acids.
GCCGCCGCACGUAGGGUCAAAGGCGGCGCUGUCGCCCUGGCGACCGUUUCCCAGCUCCGUGGCGCCGCGAGCUAAGCCUUCUUCGGGAGAAAUACGGGGGCCAAGAAGCUUAGGCCAUGUCGGUCGCCGCAUCCUUCUCGAUGCGCACGUCCUUCUCUGCGGUCGAAGGGUUGCCUGAGACUGAGAAGAACGCUGGGGAGUCCGAGAAUACCUAUAUUCUGCGGCCCAUUUUCCAGCAAAGGUUCAGACCCUCUGUGGUUAAAGACUGUAUCCAUGCUGUGCUCAAGGAGGAACUGGCAAAUGCUGAAUACUCUCCAGAAGAAAUGCCUCAGCUCACAAAACGUUUAUCAGAAAAUAUUAAAGAUAAAUUAAAAGAAAUGGGAUUUGACCGAUAUAAAAUGGUGGUGCAAGUAGUGAUUGGAGAAAAAAGAGGGGAAGGUGUAUUCUCACCCUUCUGUCUUGAAUGUAGCCCUCCAGAUCUUUCAACCAAGAACCUGGAACCCCAGCCUCAGCAGCAUGGCUGCUCGCUGUUUCUGGGAUGCUGACGCUGACAACUGUACUCAUGAUGUUUUCAUGAAUGACAGUUUAUUCUGUGUUGUAGCGGCAUUUGGCUGUUUCUACUAUUGAAUCUUUGAAAGCUGGAAAAAGAUAUGACCAUGAAGAAAUAUAAAGUUUUUUAUAUUGUUA